Molecule: messenger RNA, 5019 nt
Organism: Annulohypoxylon maeteangense
Lineage: Eukaryota; Fungi; Ascomycota; Sordariomycetes; Xylariales; Hypoxylaceae
Exons: 2
Coding region: 1-5019 (1672 amino acids)
Cellular component (GO): nucleus
Molecular function (GO): ATP hydrolysis activity; ATP binding; ATP-dependent chromatin remodeler activity
Source: RefSeq, a predicted model, not a curated record
AUGGAUGACCCAUGGUUCUGGACCGUAGAGAGGGUUGUUGCCGAGCUCUGCUCAGACAAUCGAUCCUGGGAAGUACACUAUGGCCCCUUAAAGUUUCCCCCACUUGAUGAACUUGAAGCUCGGCUCAGACGAGAGGAGGUUGAUGGGUUUACGCUCCUCACCCUCGACCAGUCCGAACUUUGUCAGGAGCUCAACUUCACGACAUUGAAACAAAAGGCAACUCUCAAGUAUGCUAUUAGCAUUUUUCGCAGCCGAAGUCAUGGAUUUCGUAAUCAUAUGAAACGCUUUAACGCCGGUUAUGAGAGCGACAACAGUAAACAAGGAGAACUAGCACCAUCAAAAUCCGAUGAAGAUGCCAACCUUCUCGCGAACCAGCCACAACUCAUACCCACAUCCUCUUCGUUGCGUCAGAUCCCCAAUAGCCCGCAACCCUUAGUCAACGAUGACUCCGUCUUGGGAGGACAUGUUAGCAAGAGACGGCGGGUCGUCCCCAUGCUCGUUUCAGGCGACAUCGAUGGUACUUUAUCCCGUAACAUCCCAACCGAAGCAGAUGUGAUCUCGACAACCAGAGCGGGAAAGAUAAGCACCAAUGGUAGUCAAUCGAAUGAUGAUGUAAUAGCUUCUCCCUGGGCUUACCUUGGUCAAGAUGCUCUUACGAGAAUUGAUGUCCUGGGUAAUUAUCCCUCCCUGGAGAGGGACAGCGAACAAAUGGAAGACCAAGUCGAAUUCUCCUACCGCAGGGAAAUACCCCAUGGACGACGAAUACAAGUCCACCAACUUAUGAAACAUCAUACUCUCCGGAUACAGAAGUCUUCAGAGUUCCGUGGGAUGAGGGCAGAUUUAGUACCCGGUGCCAAUAAUCCAGACCACGAUGAUCUUCUGCCCUUAUAUGGUGAUUCAGACGAGGAGUAUGAUUCAGAAACAUGGGAAGAAAUAGAAGCUGAAAAAGCUGAGCAAGCGGAAAUCGACAAUCAACCUGGGCUCAAUUGCGACGAGGUUAAGGCAAUUCUCGAUGAAUCUAUCGGAAAAUAUGUAUCCGACUGGAAGGAACGUAAGCUCCUCAAACUGCAGCGCAAAGCCAACAAAAUCUGGCUAGAUGCUAGAAGAUCGGGUUUAAGGAGAUCAAUAGUCAAUGUCCGCAAUGGGCAUGAUUCAUGUGAAGCUCGUAUUGCGAGGCUUUGCAAAGAGAUUCUCGAACAGAAAUACCGUGACGUGGCCGAGGUGAAGGAACAGGCCUUGAUCCUACAACAAAGCGUUGAAGAUAGGGAACACCACUCAUGGGUUCUCGGCGCCAUCAAUGCAUCAGUUGAACCUGUGAAGUUUCGACCUCUACCUAGAAAUUCUAAUAGGAAGAGUCGUGCACUAAAGCCGACCGCGCUUGACGAGGAGAUAUUAACAAGCGAGUCUGAAGAAGAUAUUGGUGAUUUUAUCGUUGACGAUGAGCCUACAUACCCUGACGAAUUUUCUGGUUCCUCACCGAUGGAUAUCGAUAAUGAUGAUGUUUCUCAUGGACAACAAGAUAUCGAUGAUGAUGAUCAGAAUGCGGAGUCUAUCAAACCUGACCAAAGAGACACGAUUGAUCUCACUCAGCUAGAUGAAGACGUCAGCAUGGCUGGACCAAGUACGCCUGCGAAAGCUCGAGAACAUCACGUUGUAGAUCUGACUACACCUCAAAGGCUGCGAAUCAAAAUGCGCAGCAAUUCGUCCACGGCCAACGGGAAGCCGAAUACGCAAGAGGCGCAACCAUCGACACUAUUCAUGCAGAUAGAUGACUUGGAGCCAGCAGAACAAAUAGUGGCUAAAGAGCUGACGAAAUUGGACCAAAGUUAUCUGAACGAAGUAUUUACGUUGGUCAUGGACACACGAUCAGAGAGCGAUUGGCUUUAUGUCAUGAAUGUUACACUAGAUCAUCAAGACUUUCCGAAGCCUCCGCAUGAUGCUCAGAAGAGAAAGACCCUUGCCGUCUACACGCUACUCCGCUUGUUUGAAAUCUACAGAGACGGCGUCCUAUUAUCCGUGGGUCGUUAUAAGAAACUAACUUACGAUGACAUUUUGGAGAAGAUGCAAACGUGGACGAAUGGAGGAAGCAUCCCUGACAAAGUCAACAGCUAUGUUGACUUCCUCUACCGCUUAUCCGAUCGUUUUGAGUGGAAGAGAUGUUCACCGCAAGCUGAGGGUGAAACAUCUGCCCCGGCAAAGCGUAGACGACAUAAGAAAAUGACUCGCAAUGCGGACGCAGAAAAUCUCAGAGAGGCAGACAGAGAAAGAACUGCAGAACAAUUCUAUCGACGACAGAUGUUACGCGACAAACUCAAGUUAGGCGAAUAUUCUGGCAUGAGAAACCUUGAUACUCAGAAAAUAAUAAUUAAUGAGAGUAAGGGUGAUCAUGAAGGAUUCAUUUAUGUCCACCCUGAGAUUGCGCAACGCAUAAAAGAUCACCAGAUAUCAGGUGUUAGAUUCAUGUGGAACCAGAUCGUGGACUCAGCAACGAAGCAAGGUUGUCUCCUAGCCCAUACGAUGGGUCUUGGAAAGACCAUGCAAAUUAUCACGCUCUUGGUGGCUAUCGCCGAGGCGUCGGAAUCUAACGACCCUACCAUCUCCUCUCAGAUACCCGAGGGCUUAAGGAAAUCCAGGACCCUUGUUAUUUGCCCUCCAUCGCUCAUAAACAACUGGAUGGACGAAUUCCUUUUUUGGGCGCCUGAAGGCCAUAAGCUGGGAGAAUUCUUCAAGGUUGACCAGUCAAAUACAGAGAGGCAGCGUUUAGCAAACAUCGCAGCCUGGGAAAACCGAGGCGGUAUACUUAUUAUCGGCUACCAACUAUUCAAGAACAUUAUUAAUGAUAAUGAAGAUGUCUUGGAGGUUUUGUGUGAAAGUCCGAAUCUUGUAGUGGCUGACGAAGCCCAUGAGAUGAAGAACACAAAGUCAAAAACACACAUGUCCACUAGGAACUUCCGGACCCACAGUCGCAUCGCAUUAACAGGUUCACCUUUAGCCAACAAGGUCGAAGAAUACCAUUCCAUGAUUAACUGGGUAGCACCAAACUACCUGUCUGAUAUCCGUGAAUUUAGAUCAGAGUACGCCAAUCCGAUCGGGCGGGGCCUUAGUCUUGAUGCUACCGCAUAUGAACGUCGUCAUGCCGUUAAGAUGCUGAAUGCUCUCAGGCAAGAAGUUGGACCAAAAGUACAGCGUGUAACAACCUCGGUGCUAAAGCACGACAUACCCACAAAGCAAGAAUUUGUCCUAAUAGUUCCACUAACAACUUUACAACGAGAGGCAUACGAAUCCUAUGUCCGUUUCCACCAGGGAUACCAGCAUACCGAUUACAAAUUCGCUGUGCUUGCUUCAGGAGGGACUCUAGGUGUCCUCUGUGCCCAUCCCCUUAUUCUGCUUAAGAAGUUACAGAAGGUGAAGGCUGACUCCGAGAGGGACGCUGAUACAAAGAACACACUUCCAGAUGAGCUCCUGAGUAUGGAAAUCGCACUAAUAAAUAAGGUGCCUGACGUCAAUGACUAUUCCUUGUCUUGGAAGAUUCCGAUACUUCUCUCGAUCCUCGAAGAAUGCAAGCGCGUAGGUGACGCGGUUCUUAUCUUCAGCCAGUCAAUCCUCACGCUUAAUUAUCUGGAGCAUAUUAUCCGAACCAGGAAAUUUUCUUCAGUUAGGUUAGAUGGGUCGGUACCAACGAACACGAGACAGAACACAGUCAAAGACUUCAACAAGGGUAAAAUAGAUAUAUUCCUUAUAUCUACUAGAGCUGGUGGUGUCGGGCUUAAUAUGACGACUGCAAAUCGCAUAAUUCUUUUCGACACUAGGUUUAACCCUCAAAAUGAGUUGCAGGCAGUUGGACGCGCGUAUCGCAUUGGCCAGAAAAAACAAGUCUAUGUUUACCGCUUGGUCUGUGGCGGUACGCUUGAAGAAAGCUCGUUUAAUUUGGGGAUUAAAAAGUUGCAGUUAACUUCUCGGGUCGUUGAUGAGAAGAAACCGAUUCCUAAGGCCGGGGCAUCCAAUAGCACACUCCAGAUGCCCAAAGAACCGGUUCAAUAUGAUAUCAGCGGAUUUAUCGGCAAAGAUGUCGUACUCGAUAAGGUCAUUGAACAACAUAAAUCGGGUAUUAGGAACAUUAUACCGAUGGAUACCUUCGAAGAGGAAGAGCAUGAAGAGGCUGCAUUAACAGCCCAGGAGUGUGAAGAGGUUACCCAGAUGAUCGAACGAAAUGAGCGUCGCAGGUUGGGACAAAAACAAACUACCCAAGCUAAUGACGUUGCCCCUACCCACCAUACAGAUCCUCCAAGCUCUUCUCAUAAUGCAGGUUCAUCGCUGCCUAUUUCCAGACUGGCCGAGUACCCGUCUGGUAUAAACAACCCUCAUUAUUUCAUGGAGUGUAUAGCACCGCACAUAAUGCCUCCGAACUUCACUGAAGUGGAUCGAAGAGAAUGCGAACAGAUUGCGCGGUCUAUUACUCUAACAAUUGUGUCCCGGAAACUACCGGUUGCAGAACAAGAACAGUUAUUUGACCAAAUUCAAAAGGCGGUAAUCGAUUUCCAGUUCAAGUUCGCUCUCCGUUCACGUUGUAUUUCUCCAGAAAAGCUUGGCGAUAUGAAUGUAGAUGAAAUUCGUAAUCUUCAUCAAGCAUGGAAGAUUCUGAAAUGGCAUGAUUGCAUGGAUUUGGCCAAACGACUCAAAGGGGACGAUGAGAGACUCGCUCCAGGCCACCAGUCUAGGACAGACCCUGAACACCUCCAAUACGCAAUCCAGAAAUUGCUAACUCCCCCGGCGCAAAAUUCCGAAUUAGCACCACAGAAACCGCAGAGACUCGACGAUCAAAAGGCAUUGGAAGCUGUCAUUGAACGUAGGAAGGCCAAGAAGCCCUCCAAAGGCAAAGAUCCUCGUCUACCAAAUUGGGCUAUCAAUGCGGUCACUAAACAACAACGCGCAGGACCGUCGCCGGCUCCAUCUUCUACCGUCCCCCGUACCUCCACCUCCGCCUCUUCCCAUCUACCGUCGAAAUCCCCUUUCAAAUGA